This is a messenger RNA of Miniopterus natalensis, 2909 nucleotides long. It is a transcript of the gene FHL1, whose product is annotated as four and a half LIM domains 1. Gene Ontology annotation, biological process: muscle organ development. The record is from RefSeq and is a predicted model, not a curated record. Gene Ontology annotation, molecular function: transmembrane transporter binding. NCBI's taxonomy places the organism in Eukaryota, Metazoa, Chordata, Mammalia, Chiroptera, Miniopteridae.
AAAGUCUCUUCCUUGUGUACAUAGUGGGUAUAGGUGUCUAUGUCUCUGUCCUACCCUGCUCUAUCUGACAUUAAGUGUCUGACACUAAGGAGAUGUGUGGCUAGAAUUGUUCUUUUCAGUAAUUCUGCUAAUCUGGUACAUACCAAGGAGGACAGAUAAUGCCCAGGAUCUCUAUAUUCAUAGUGUCUAAUUCUUUUUAACUACACUGGUAACAUAAGUCUAUCUCUUAUAGUUACUUUUAUCAUAACAGCAAAAAAAAUGAAUUAUUUGUAGGGCCAAAUACAAGCUCUUUAGGCAUAUGAAGUGGGUUAACAAGGGUGGCUCAGCGUUAAGUUAUGCCAGAGCUGAGUCCAAAUUUUAUUCCGGUACAGGGAUGACUUUCUAUGUGGCCUCUCUGGCUCUGGAGCUAAUUUGGAUGCUGAGUAGCCCCACAGGUAUUUAUAUGUAGUGUUUGGUAUUUUUACUGGGUUCUAUUCUUCUCCCUUGGAUCACCUAAAAUGGUUAAGAAUUUUCUAGUGGGAUUAAGGUUGUGAUCUCUGGGGAGGGGUGGGCCAUCUGCUCUUGGUUAUUUUUGUGUUAGCCGCUUCCCCUUAAAUGUAUGUUCACAAAUGAGCCACAGCCUUAUCAGCUGUGGUCCAGGGAGGACUGGUCUAGGUAUUGCUCCUGAACUUGGUAUCUGAGCCAUGGCUUCCCAAAGACACUCAGGUCCCUCCAGGUACAAAGUGGGCACCAUGGCUGAGAAGUUUGACUGCCACUACUGCAGGGACCCCCUGCAGGGGAAGAAGUACGUGGAGAAGGACGGCCACCACUGCUGCCUGAAGUGCUUCGACAAGUUCUGCGCCAACACCUGUGUGGAGUGCCGCAAGCCCAUUGGAGCAGACUCCAAGGAGGUACAUUAUAAGAACCGCUACUGGCAUGACACCUGCUUCCGCUGCGCCAAGUGCCUGCACCCCUUGGCCAAUGAAACUUUCAUGUCCAAGGACAACAAGAUCCUGUGCAACAAGUGCACCACACGGGAGGACUCCCCCAAGUGCAAGGGUUGCUUCAAGCCCAUUGUGGCAGGAGAUCAAAACGUGGAAUACAAGGGAACCGUCUGGCACAAAGACUGCUUCACCUGCAGCAACUGCAAGCAAGUCAUCGGGUCUGGAAGCUUCUUCCCUAAAGGGGAGGACUUCUACUGCGUGACUUGCCACGAGUCCAAAUUUGCCAAGCAUUGCGUCAAGUGCAACAAGGCCAUCACAUCUGGAGGAAUCACUUACCAGGAUCAGCCCUGGCAUGGCGAGUGCUUUGUGUGUGUUACCUGCUCUAAGAAGCUGGCUGGGCAGCGUUUCACCGCUGUGGAGGACCAGUAUUACUGCGUGGAUUGCUACAAGAACUUUGUGGCCAAGAAGUGUGCUGGAUGCAAGAACCCCAUCACUGGGUUUGGUAAAGGCUCCAGUGUGGUGGCCUAUGAAGGACAAUCCUGGCACGACUACUGCUUCCACUGCAAAAAAUGCUCCGUGAAUCUGGCCAACAAGCGCUUUGUUUUCCAUCAGGAGCAAGUGUAUUGCCCCGACUGUGCCAAAAAGCUGUAAAGUGACAGGGGCUCCUGUCCUGUAAAAUGGCAUUGAGUCUUUUCUUUGUGUCCUCACCCUCUGCCCUGCACCAUCCAUAGGGGGAGAGUGGUCUUUCACCUCUUCAAAAUUGUUCCUGUCUUUUUUCCCAUUUUACAGUAUUACUCAAGGGCACACAGCGAUCAUUCUAGGAUUUAGCAAAACCAACUCCGCAGCGAAGUGAAUUUUGCGAUGGCUGCAGUUAAAAAACGAACACUUAGAUAGAUUGACUCUUCUGCAUGUUUAUCAUAGAGCAGAAAAGUGCUAACCAUUUAGCUGCUUAGUGAUGUGAGCAAGAAGCCUAAGAGAUAAAGCUCCCACUGAGAUGCCCUUCGUCACUCAGCUGGGACCCACCGUGUCAUCAUACGACACAAGAGUUGGAGCGGCUGCUCCAACUCGCUGCUCACCCUGUGUUCUGUGAGCAGAAAGAAAACUUAUCGAAAUGCAUGGUUUAACUUUCUCAUCAAAACCUUCCUUCUGUUCUUUUGUGCUUUUGAUGGACUAAUGCGAAUUUCUAGAAAAUUAACAUUUGAACUUAGCUGUGAUUCUAAGCUGACCUUUCCCCUGUACUAACCUUUGAGUUCCCUGCGUGCCAUGUUUUCUGAAAGUCCCUGCCUCCAAGUGUGGGACAUGCAGGUGAUAUGACAAGUGUAGGCAGAUCUGAGAGAACGAGCCUGUUUCAGAGGAACAUCGUCACAGAGAAUACUUCUGGAAGCUGAACAAAACUAACCCAGCUGCCGUGUUUUUUAAAUUACUAAUGUUUUGUUUUCAUUAAUAGCAACAUAGAUUAUGAGUUUGGAGACUUGCAUGAAAAUAUUUUAGCCCCUAAACGUUCCUGCAGUUUUGACAUCAUCCUACAUAAAACUCUAGAGGGGUAGCUAAGCAGGCUCCAGGACUGGCAUUGACAUAGAUGUGACACAAACAGUGGCGAGUUGAAUCCCCUGUAACAUAGUGGUUGUCUGCUUUGUCCCUGUGUUAAAGAGGCCUGCCAGUGUCCCUUCUCUUGUAAUUCUUUGGACUGUUCCUCAAGAGCUCAGCUGUAUCUCUGGGGGGUGAGGAAGUCACCGUCCUCACAGGCAGGUUUCCAUGUAGUGCUCACCUGAGAUGCUGGAUCACCUACUUACUGUAUUCUAGCUACAUUGUUAUAUUACAUAGUAGAAUGAGAUGAUGUCAAAGUGAACAUGUAAUGACAACACAUAUUAACAUUCUCGUAGCCGUGGUUAGAGGAGCUGAUGCCUCAUUUCUACAUUUUGUCAUUAGCUAAUAUCAUCUAAUGUUUCAGUGUAUUCUUACAGAAAUAAAGCAGCAUAUAAAUAA